UCGCCAAGGCGCGUCUCUCCCCCGUAGCCCACAUCAACUUUGAGGAGGAGCGGGGCGUGGACUUUUCUUGGUCUUCAGACUUUAGGAGACGGACUGCUUUGAGGGGAAAAGGGACUAUUGAGAAAGCGAUUAAUAAACAGCAGGCUACAUGAUAUCAAGACUUGAGACAGGAGCGGUGACCAGCCCAGAGAGGAAGUCUUGAGUCUAAACAUGGAUGACAUCUUCACUCAGUGUCGAGAGGGGAACUCUGUAGCUGUCCGACUUUGGCUGGACAACACAGAAAAUGACCUGAACCUGGGUGAUGACCACGGCUUCAGCCCUCUGCACUGGGCCUGUCGAGAGGGCAGGAGUGGGGUGGUGGACAUGCUGAUCAUGAGAGGAGCUCGGAUCAAUGUGAUGAAUAGAGGAGAUGAUACACCACUGCACCUCGCUGCCAGCCACGGACACAGAGAUAUAGUGGCUAAGCUGAUUCAGUGCAAAGCAGACCCCAAUACAGUCAACGAACAUGGGAACACACCUCUGCAUUAUGCUUGCUUUUGGGGUCAAGACCAAGUGGCAGAGGAUUUGGUUGCCAGUGGUGCUCAGGUGUGCAUAUGUAACAGAUAUGGACAAACACCUUUGGACAAAGCCAAACCUCACCUUAGGCAAAUCCUUCAGGAAAAAGCUGAGAAAUUGGGCCAGAACAUGACCAAAAUCCCCUAUAAGGAAACCUUCUGGAAAGGGACAAUGAGGACACGACCCCGUAACGGUACUUUGAAUAAACAGGCUGGUAUAGAUUAUAAGCAGCUCUCACUUUUGGCCAAGAUCAAUGAAAACCAGUCUGGAGAGUUGUGGCAGGGCCGGUGGCAGGGCGAUGAGAUCAUAGUAAAGGUCCUACAUGUGAGGGACUGGACGACCAGGAAGAGCAGAGAUUUUAAUGAGGAACAUCCAAAACUCAGGAUCUUUUCCCACCCAAACAUACUUCCUGUCUUGGGUGCAUGUCAGUCACCUCCAUCUCCUCACCCGAUCAUUAUUACUCACUACAUGCCAUAUGGGUCCCUCUUUAAUAUCUUACACCAGGGCACAACUCUUGUCGUUGAUCAAAGCCAGGCGGUAAAAUUUGCAUUGGAUAUUGCAAGUGGCAUGGCUUUCCUCCACACCUUAGAGCCAAUGGUUUCCAGACUCUAUCUUAACAGUAAGCAUGUUAUGAUUGAUGAAGACAUGACAGCCAGAAUCAGCAUGGCAGACGCCAAGUUCUCUUUCCAGUGCCCGGGCCGUAUGUAUUCUCCUGCUUGGAUGGCCCCUGAAGCUUUACAGAAGAGGCCUGAGGAUAUCAACAGGAGGUCUGCUGAUAUGUGGAGCUUUGCAGUGUUACUGUGGGAGCUGGUGACACGGGAAGUCCCCUUUGCCGACCUUUCAAAUAUGGAGAUUGGCAUGAAGGUGGCUCUAGAAGGACUUCGACCAACAAUUCCACCUGGUAUUUCUCCUCACAUCUGUAAACUGAUGAGGCUCUGCAUGAAUGAGGACCCUGCGAAGAGACCCAAGUUUGACAUGAUUGUGCCCAUUCUGGAGAAGAUGCAAGACAAAUGAAUGGCUCUUAUUUUUGUAUGCAAACCACUCUUCACUUUUCAUGCAUUUGCUAAGCCACUGUAAAUAUAUGGAUCAUGCCAGAGACCACUUAAGCAGACACAUGUUACAUUGCUUUUCUUGUCAUAUUUAAAAUUUAGAUAAAAAAGACAACUUAUUGCUUUUAUUAUGGUUUUAACAUUGUUGUGGACUUGUACCAUUUUAAGACAGAACAGCAAACCAAAGAAAUGUGUAAACAGUCUUUA
Messenger RNA from Periophthalmus magnuspinnatus, 1811 nucleotides. RefSeq names its product integrin-linked kinase (gene ilk). The record is from RefSeq and is a predicted model, not a curated record. Gene Ontology annotation, cellular component: focal adhesion; stress fiber. Gene Ontology annotation, molecular function: protein binding; ATP binding; protein kinase activity. The transcript has 14 exons. The coding region runs from base 211 to 1569 and encodes 452 amino acids. Gene Ontology annotation, biological process: integrin-mediated signaling pathway; substrate adhesion-dependent cell spreading; cell-matrix adhesion. Lineage: Eukaryota; Metazoa; Chordata; Actinopteri; Gobiiformes; Gobiidae.